AGACCAGAAAUACGUGGAAUGCUAUUUUAAAUAAGCCAAAAGUGUAUUAUAAAAUUAAUUUAAUACUGCUUAAAUGAAGAGAGAGAAAAAGACAAGAAAAAAUCCAGCUGUUCAGACAUUGGUGAGUAUGUCUCACAAUCCAAGUCAGCCUUCCUCAUCAGAGUUGGUGGAACUUCAUGUUUUUUAUGUCCCUGAAGGAUCGUGGAACUAUAAGUUAAAUACUAUUUCAAUAGAAGUUAUUAACAAAUUUAUUUCUGCUGGAUUUAUAAGAGUAUCUCCUCAACUUACUUUACAAGCCCUGAGGUUGCGCCUUGGUGAGUUCCUUGGUGAAGAUGCUGUUGCAGAAAAAUUUUUAUUCCUGAAAUGCAUUGGAAAUAAUUUAGCUGUGGUGAAAGAAAAGCAAGAACCAGAACUGAAACUCAGAUCAUUUGCUCCUCCAUACGCUCUUCAACCAGAAUUAUAUUUGCUUCCUGUAAUGGACCAUUUAGGAAAUGUUUAUUCAGCAUCAUCAUCAGUUACUUUAGAUGGGCAGCAGACUAAUAGUGAUAUUGCUGAAAUUGAUGGAACAAUCCAUAGACCAGUUAGUGAAACUUUAUCAAAGGAAGAACUUGGAAAGGAUCCCAAUUUCUUAGAAAACACUUUGAAAGACCUUAUUAACACGAAUCAGGAAGAAGCUGAGGAAAUAGCUACUCCUAAAGAAAGCCCAAUUGUAAAAUAUCACAUUGGAAAUUCUGAGUUACCAGGAUCAUUGGAAAAUUCAAAUGAUUAUUUUACCAACAAAAAAAGUCAGUUUCUUUGGAAAAAUGAAGAAGAUACAACCAACAGUAGAAGACAGGACAGUCAGACAGGUGAAAAGGAUUGCAUCACCCUACCAGACCUUACUGAUUUUCCUUGUCAACCUGUUCUUUCUUCAGGAAUACCUGAUAUACCUCUAUUAAAGAUCGAGAGAGAGAAGAUUAUUGAGCAAAUGAAACAAGUAAAGGAAGAAAGAAGAUAUCUGGAAAGAAUUAGAGAUGAACUAAUAAAAAAAGUUGAAAAGCUGUUUGAUCAAAGCAAAGGGAAACGAUAUCAUGCUUUUGAUGGUUGGAAGAAAAAAUACUUGGAAACAAAAAAAGUCACCACAUCACUGGAAGAGGUUUUAACAAAACUUCGAGAUGAUUUGGAACUCUAUUAUAAAAAACUACUCAUGCAACUUGAAGCCAGGGAGAUCAAGAUGAGACCAAAGAAUUUGGCAAAUAUCACAGACUCUAAGAAUAACCUUAUAAUCCAGAUCACUGAAGUACAGCAUGCAAUUGACCAACUUAAAAGAAAAUUGGAUACUGAUAAAAUGAAACUCAUCAUAGAAGUUAAGAUGAGAAAACAAGCAGCUUCAGACUUACGAACACUGAAAGCUGAAAUGGCACAGAAGAAAACCAAUACAUCUUUAAAAUCUCAAUCAGGUAUGUUAAUUUAACUUAUUUGUUGAAAACUUUCAAUAUUUAUUUGAACAGAUUAAAUCUUGUUCUCCUUGUAGUACAUUAUAUAAAUAUUAAGAUUAAUGUAUCAGUUUAAAAAUAAAUUUUUWAAAAAUUCUAAGAUUUAUCUCUCUUUACUUUUCAUGUGGGUAUUACAAAGUGUUUCAGGAAAUACUAGAUGUAGCAUAAAGCUAAACAGUUGAUGUUUACUUUUGAAGAUUUCAAGUCUAUUACCUAUUAUUUUGCAGCACUAUAUUUUAUAAAUUUAAAAUUACUUUUUGUUAAUGAUAAAAUUUAAGAGCUAAUAUAACUAAAAUCUAAUUUCAAAGAAAAUACA
Molecule: messenger RNA, 1791 nt
Organism: Urocitellus parryii (Arctic ground squirrel)
Lineage: Eukaryota; Metazoa; Chordata; Mammalia; Rodentia; Sciuridae
Source: RefSeq, a predicted model, not a curated record